GCAGGCUUAUAAUUUUCAAUCGAAAAUGAUAACAAGCCCAGUAUUACUAUUUACCGUAGUUAGCCCAUUAGUUAACUCAGAAGUGUAUGAAAAUUUAAAAGAAUUUGUUAAAACCCUGCACGCAACAAUUCAGUUUGAAUUCUUCUAAGGAAUUUUUGCCUCGCUCUUCUAUCAGCAUACUAGCCAGUAAACAACAAACGUUUCCAAGAAUGGUUGAUCCAAAUCGUAAAAUCAACCGACUUUCGGACAGAGAUAUUAGCUUUUUGGAUGAAUGCGAAUCGGAAUUUGCAUCACGCUACACAACAGACGAUGCCGAAUUUAUGGCACAUUGUUCUAAGCCAGAGCCGGAGCCGCCGCUGGUUGAUAAUUGGAUGAGCGGUGGUGGUGGUGGCGGAGUCGGUGGGGGAGAACGAGGAGGAGCAGAUGUAGGCGGCAGCACUAGUAGUGGUGGAGGUGCCGGCUAUACGAGUCCUUAUAAUAAUCGUUACAAUGGCGGACAGCGCAGAGGAGGCGAUCGUGGCUGGCAAAGACGCGGUGGCGGUUACAAUAAUCACAAUAGCAAUAACGAACGCGGCUUCAGAGAUCAACGCCGCAAUAGAUAUGAGGCUUAUCCGCGAAGGGAUCGUGGUGGUGGUGGCGGCGGCGGCGGGGGAGGAGGAGGAGAUAGGACUUCGGAACGUUCUUAUCAGCACAGGAGCCGCAAUGAGUCACCGCAGGGCGGCCCGCCUAUGCAGGUCAGGCGCGACUAUGGCAACUUUGUGCCGGCAUCCAAAGAUUAGCGUUUAGCUUAAACUGUUUCAUUUAUCAUUAUAACGCAUUCACACACACACAUAUGUACAUGUAUAUAGAUGUAUAUUUCGAUUUGAAUGAUAAGCCCAUAAUGCGAUUGUAAUCUUAAAUGCUAAAUGAUGCGUUCCUGUUUGUGCCCUAAACAGCUGACUCUGACAAAUCCUUAGGUUUCUCGUCUGUUUCCGCAGCCGACAUGCCUACGCCCAUGGCGUUAAAUAAAUUGGAUACGGGUCCUGCGCCUCCCAUUUGCGAUUUAUAGCUGUCCAUCAUA
Drosophila montana is the source of this 1060-nucleotide messenger RNA. RefSeq names its product heterogeneous nuclear ribonucleoprotein 87F. Bases 210 to 779 code for a protein of 189 amino acids. Gene Ontology annotation, biological process: RNA 5'-cap (guanine-N7)-methylation. Gene Ontology annotation, molecular function: RNA binding. The transcript is spliced from 3 exons. The record is from RefSeq and is a predicted model, not a curated record. Lineage: Eukaryota; Metazoa; Arthropoda; Insecta; Diptera; Drosophilidae.